Messenger RNA from Olea europaea var. sylvestris, 1993 nucleotides. Its product is annotated as protein SMAX1-LIKE 7-like. Gene Ontology annotation, molecular function: ATP hydrolysis activity; ATP binding. The record is from RefSeq and is a predicted model, not a curated record. Lineage: Eukaryota; Viridiplantae; Streptophyta; Magnoliopsida; Lamiales; Oleaceae. The transcript has a single exon. Bases 45 to 1904 code for a protein of 619 amino acids.
UUUAUUUAAAAGCUUAAACUAUUAGAUUAGUAUUAGAUGUAAACAUGUAUUUCGUCAUUUCAGCGCAGGCCAAAGAUGACAAAACUGUAGUGGAUGCCAAAAUUAUGGGACUGCGGAGAAAAUGGAGUGACAUAUGCCAACGUCUUCAUUGCACUCAGCCAUUUCAAGAAGAUAUUCCACAAAGGUCACAAUUUCCCAUUGAUCAGCCUUCUCAGGUAGUUUCUGAUUUGAGGGAAAGCACUAAUGCAGAUUUAUUAUUGGACAAGGACAGAGUAACCAAUAUUAGUCCUAGCAUUUCGUUGGACUUGCAAAAUAAACUCAAACCUGUUGCGUCAGACAUUAAUGCCAAUGCAAAGGCAGAACUACCUGUGCAAUGUUGGAAGAUUCAACAGCUAGAGACGAAUGUCCUACAGAACCCCUCCUGUGCUCAGCAGAAUUUGAGUUUGCCUGUUGAUUGUACAUUGUCACCCUCGGUUAGUCAUGUGAUCACAGAUUUGGGGCUGGGAACGCUUUAUGAGUGUGCUGAGGAAGAACGUAGAAACUUCAACCCUCAAGAGCAUUAUAAUUGCACUCAGGACUUAUCUGGUUCAUCUAGAACUAGGGAGAAUGCCUCCCAUCAAGUUUCCCAAUCAUCUUCUUGCUCUUAUGGUCAAUGGGAAAAGUUAAUAACUAUAAAAGACCUUGAGAACCCAUGGAAAGUUCUUGCUGAAAAUGUAUACUGGCAGAUUGAAGCUAUUCGAACUAUUAGUAAAACCGUGUCACAUUGCAGAGCCGGAAAUGGGAGCAGUCGUGGGUCAGACAAAAGAAAUGUUUGGCUCAGCUUUCUGGGGCCUGAUAAAGUGGGUAAGCGAAAAAUUGCUGCAGCACUUCCUGAGACAAUAUUUGGCAGAAAGGAACAUUUGCUUUCUGUGGACCUGGCCUCCCAAUUUGAGAUUAGAGCUUGUAACUCUAUAUUUGAUCAUCAGGAUUCAAAAUGCUAUGAUUUGAAGUUUGGAAGGAAGAUGGUUGUUGAUUACAUUGCUGAGGAGUUAAGCAAGCGAACCCAUUCAGUUGUACUCCUUGAAAAUAUAGAAAAGGCUGAUUACUUGGUUCAGAAUAGUUUGUCUCAAGCCAUCAGAAUAGGUAAGUUUCGAGAUUCGCGUGGGAGGGAAAUUGGGAUCAACAACACAGUCUUUGUCCUUACAUCAAGCUUCCUAAAGGCACACAAUGAUCUUUUUUCUGGAGAAGUAUCCUAUGAAUUUUCAGAAGAAGUAGUAUCAGAGGCCAAAAAUUUUCAAAUGCAAAUUUUAAUUGGGUCUAUUAGUGGAAAUUACUGUAGAAACAAAAAUGCAAAUGUUUUAGUUACUUCAAGUAAAGAAACCAAUAUCACAUGCUCUGUAAAUAAGAGGAAGUUGGUUGAUGAUCAGUCUACCAAGAUUGGGAUGCCAAAACGAAAGUGUGAAACGUCAAGAUCCUUUCUUGAUUUAAAUUUGUCGAUAGAGGAGAUGGAACAGGACAAUGAUAUUGAUAAAUGUGAUGCUGAAUCCACAUAUGAAGUGUGGUUGGAAGAAUUGCUAAGCCAUGUUGAUAAAAAGGUGGAUUUCAAACCAUUUGAUUUUGAUUCUCUGGCCCAGAAAAUUUUGAACAUGAUCAGCCUUGGAUUUCAGAAAGUAGUUGGACCUGAUAUUUUCCUUGAAAUUGAUCGAGAAGUGAUGGUUCAAAUACUUGCGGCUGCUUGGUUAACAGACAGGGUGAAUGCCAUUGAGGAUUGGAUCGAACAGGUUCUUUGUUCUAGUUUAAUGGAAGCCCACCUGAGGUGCCAUGUUACUGCUGACUGUGUAAUGAAAUUAGUAGCUUGCAAAGGCCUUGUCAUGGAAGAGCAGUUUUCUGGUGUGUGCCUUCCAAGAAGAAUAAUUCUGAACUGAUUUUUGAUCAGGUAUGCAUAUUGUAUCGAUGUAAAUUUUGGUCUUGUUAGCAGUUUGCAUCCUUCUACUGAUAAGUAAUCCCCCAGUCA